Messenger RNA from Durusdinium trenchii, 2389 nucleotides. NCBI's taxonomy places the organism in Eukaryota, Dinophyceae, Suessiales, Symbiodiniaceae. The record is from the annotation of a GenBank genome assembly.
ACUUUCCUCGCAGCAACUCAGGCCUCAGAUUGUGAGUGCUUCUGUUGCAAAAGUCUUGCUGUGAGAAUUGAAACGGCAAACACGGCUCAAAAUCAUGCGAGAUCAGCGCAUGUCCGCUGAGAGGGCUCAGGAAGCUAUACUGUGGGCAGGAAAUCCAUCUCUGCUGCAAGACUCUACGGCAAAUUGCCUUUUCACUUUGCCCUCGGGAAACUGCCUCUUGAUGCGCGAACAUUGGCUCACGCGGUGAGCCAUUGGGCGUCAGAUGCCUCCAAUCGACUCCAAAACACCUGCGGUUGAGCUGAAUGAUGAGGACAAAGUAAAAUGGCCGCCUUGACAGAAAAGGAGGGCCUAGAGAAGGAUGCAUUUGAGAAAGAGAUGUGGAUAGGAGAAGACCUCUAGUAGAGUCCUUUAUGCAUGCUGAUCCUUCACCAAGGAAGAAUGGGCUCGCAUGGGAGAAAUCGCUAGACGAGCAGCGUGAACACCAGUUGAUCCGCGAAGGCCUCUUUUGGCACGAUGAGCAAUUGGAUGGACUCAGCGAUGAUGACAGGAUGUGGGAAAUUAUCAAGAUGAGCUUCCUACAAGUGGCAACAAUUCUUGAUAGAGUCGUGGCUGCAACGACACAUUGAGCGUCAUUGAUUCACAGGCACAGUAAAGUUGGUUUCUCACACACCCGAGCCUAGGUGUGGGGCUUGUGCACUACUUUGAAUACUUCCUGGAAAGGGGAAUUCUUGGAGCCAAACACAUGCGGCUUUUGACAUUGAAGUAUGUUCAGACCAAAAUGCCGGAGAUUGAAGACCCAAAAGAGCAGUCGGACAUCGUAGAAGCUGCCGCGAACUCCAUGAUGGAUGAGGAGAUGCGUUUAUUUGAAGCACGGUAUGGCGACAUUGAUCGGCUUGUGCUGGACUGUCAACACGCUCGUCGGUUUCUGUCAGAAAAACUUCUGCAUGAUGACUGGAUGAUUGAUCAGUACGACUUGACUGCUCCCCUACAUUUGGAAGCGAGCAGCCAUCAUACGAAAUGGAGCGUGCCCAAAGUGGACUAUGAGUCUUUUGGUCAUUACGCGGAUUGGGUGGCAGCGACAGGUUGCGACGGGUUUCUAUUUCUGUGGCCGGUGAUCGAAGGCAAUCGUGUUCCUCCAGUGGUGAGGUGCAAGAAACUCCACAAUGCGCCUUGUGCGGACUUUGUUGUGGACUGGCAGCACAUGGAGGCUGUGACCUGUGGAAUCGACAACAAGGUUAACCUCUAUCGAAUAAAAGAGGAAACAAUUGAAUUCAAGAGGGACAAACACGACAAUCAGGGAUUCUUAUGCGUGGCUGCUGACGUCGGGACAGGACGGGUGGCACUGGGAACAAACUUCGGGUGGAUCAAGAUUCUGGACUUUCAGACCAAAGAGUUUGUUUCGUCACUGAUCGGGCAUCAAGACCACUGCAAGGCUCUUGCUGUUGACUGGGAGAAGAACCUUGUGGUGUCUUGUUCCUGGGACAGCUACGUGCACCUCUACGAUUUGCGCUCGGCGAAGUUGGCUCACAGGCUCACUGGGCACAACAGCAAUUGCUAUGCUCUAGAUGUGGAUUUUGAGAGUAUGGUGGCAGUCUCAUCCGCCAAUGAAUACCGCUUCAUGCUGUGGGACUUGAGGGAGAGGAAACUCCUGCAAAGCUAUGAGUCCCCUGGGCACAACGUGAAUUGCAUGAGCCUCGAUGCAGAGAAUGGGAAGCUUGCAACUGCUUCGGAUGAUGGGCUUGUAAAGAUUUGGAAUCUCCAUACUGAAGCCGGCGAAGAAUGGGAAACAUCUUGGGAAAAUUCUUUGGACUGCAAGCACAACAUGACUGUGGCAAUGGAUGUGGAUUGGCAGCUGGGCCGGUUGGUAACGGCUUCUUGGGACUACAAUGUGGACAUGUGGAAUCUCACCACCGGUGAGCAUUUGCAUCAUUUCUUCAAACCGCGGAGAUGCAUGACUCAAGUUCGGAUGAGCAAAUAGUCCACUUUGAUCAGAAAGGAUGAGUGAGUCUCAGGCACAAUUGUGGUAGUGGAUGAUCUUGGAGAACACGAAGAGUCGGCCACCCUCUGUCCCUGCUAGUGCGGCGCUCUUGCACCCGGAGACUUCAUCACCUAACACCUACUGACCUAACAGAGAUGUUGAAGAUGCAGAUUGUACAAAGCUUACACUUCGUAUCCAUCAAAGUAUGGAGUUUACAUCGUUUACUUGAGAGAGAAGGAGCAAUUCCAGGCAGCUCAGUAGCUUGCCAGAAAAGAUUACCAAAUCGAUUUGGUCAUAAUUUACAACUUUCUUGGGAGGCUUGGUCGUCCGAGGAUGGACAAAUUCAUGCAGAGGUGGGCGUGUAAACUUGAGGGUCGAAGGGCCCAAAGUUCACUGACUUGUGUCUAUGGC